Molecule: messenger RNA, 2712 nt
Organism: Solanum lycopersicum (tomato)
Lineage: Eukaryota; Viridiplantae; Streptophyta; Magnoliopsida; Solanales; Solanaceae
Product: protein STRUBBELIG-RECEPTOR FAMILY 8
Biological process (GO): protein phosphorylation
Molecular function (GO): protein binding; protein kinase activity; ATP binding
Source: RefSeq, a predicted model, not a curated record
UUUUAUUGAUUUUUCGCCGACACCUAUAGAUACACACUGCCAGUGGAGUCUUGUAUAAAUUUCUCUCUCUUCAUUAAAACGAAAGCUUGGAAUCGGAGAGUUUCUAAACGAUGGUGACACCUACCACUACUGACGAUGUUACCUUCUUGUCAUUUCCCUGUCUUUCUUUCGCCAUGCUUCUUCUUCUUCCUCUUACCUGUGUUUCUGGACAACCCCUUUAAUUCUUGACUAACAAGAACGAACAAAACAGAAAAUGAAUAGAAAUAGCUGUAAGCAAGACACCCUUUUCCCCCUUUUGCCACUAGUGGUGAUUGUGGCAGUGGGUUUUUACUCAUCUUUUGUUGCGGAAGGAAACACUGAUCCGAAUGAUUUGCAAGCUCUUCAGGUCUUGUAUGCUUCACUGAAUAAUCCUUCACAGCUCUCUAAUUGGAAGUCGAAUGGUGGCGAUCCCUGUGGUGAGUCUUGGAAAGGAAUCACUUGUCAGGCCUCUUCUGUUGUUUCAAUUCAAAUUCCUGAUUUGGGACUCAAUGGAACGUUGGGAUACAUGCUAAAUGGUCUUACCUCGUUAAAGAACUUGGAUUUGAGCGGCAACAACAUUCAUGAUUCUAUUCCAUAUCAGCUUCCACCCAAUCUCACUAGCCUGAAUCUUGCAAACAACAAUAUAAGUGGCAACAUUCCGUAUUCCUUUGCUGGCAUGGUUACACUUAGCUAUCUGAAUCUUAGCCAUAACUCACUCUCUCAAACAAUUGGAGAAUUGUUCAGCAACCACUCUGAUCUGGGAACCUUGGAUCUGUCCUCAAAUAAUUUUUCUGGAGAUCUCCCCUCUUCAUUCAGUUCGUUGACAAAUCUUUCCACACUUCAUCUGGAAAACAAUCAGCUAAGUGGCCCUCUCAAUAUCCUGAUUGAUCUACCUUUGACUAAUUUAAAUGUUGCAAAGAAUCAUUUUAAUGGAUGGAUCCCAAAUGAGCUCCUAUCUAUCCCCAACUUCAUAUACGAUGGGAAUUCCUUUGCAAAUGGUCCAGCUCCUCCCCCACCACCAUACACUGCACCUCCUCCUGGAAGAUCUCGCCACAACCGUAGCCAUUCUCCUCCUAGUUCACGUACAAGACCAGGUUCUGAUGGCCCCCCAUCUCCAGAAAAUGGUGAUAAAAAGAAGGGAUUGACAACUGGAGCUAUCGUUGGCAUAGCUCUUGGAUCUUCUCUUGCAAUUCUUUUUGCUCUGGUAGCACUUGUAUUUUGCUUCCGGAGGGGCAAGGGCAAGGAAAUUGCUACAAGACCCUCUACAGGAAGUCUUCCAGUUGGCACAGAUAAAGUGAAUAUGGAGGUACAAGAGCAAAGGGCGAAGCCUGUGGUUGCUGUUGCUGACUUGAAGCCCCCACCUACCGAAAAGGUGACUGUUGAAAUGAUACAAGGAAAGAAUGGAUCUGUCAGGAGAGUGAAGUCUCCAAUAACUGCAUCUGCUUAUACUGUUGCUGCAUUGCAAACAGCAACAAACAGCUUCAGUCAAGAAAAUCUCAUUGGUGAAGGAUCUCUUGGGCGUGUUUAUAGGGCAGAGUUUCCUAAUGGGAAGAUAAUGGUCAUAAAAAAGAUCGACAGUGCAGCACUGUCGCUGCAGGAGGAAGAUAACUUUCUCGAAGCUGUCUCAAAUAUGUCAAGGCUGAGACACCCAAACAUUGUUCAAUUGAUAGGAUAUUGUGCUGAGCAUGGACAGCGUCUUCUGGUUUAUGACCAUGUUGCAAAUGGUAGCUUGCAUGAUAUGCUGCACUUUGCUGAUGAGAGGAGCGAAUUGCUUACUUGGAAUGCCCGGGUUAGAGUAGCACUUGGCACUGCUCGAGCUUUAGAGUACUUGCAUGAAGUCUGUCUACCUUCUGUUGUACAUAGAAACUUCAAAUCCGCAAAUAUUUUACUAGAUGAAGAGCUCAAUCCCCAUUUAUCAGAUUGUGGGUUAGCAGCUUUGACUCCCAACACAGAACGCCAGGUGUCAUCUACACAGAUGAUUGGUUCAUUCGGCUAUAGCGCUCCUGAAUUUGCUUUAUCUGGAAUAUACACUGUAAAAAGUGACGUAUAUAGUUUUGGUGUGGUAAUGUUGGAGUUGUUAACAGGAAGGAAGCCACUUGAUAGUUCAAGGGUGAGAUCAGAGCAGUCCCUUGUGAGAUGGGCUACGCCUCAACUCCAUGAUAUAGAUGCCUUGUCAAAAAUGGUUGAUCCUGCACUAAAUGGCAUGUAUCCUGCAAAGUCUUUGUCCCGUUUCGCUGAUAUUAUUGCACUCUGUGUUCAGCCUGAACCAGAGUUUCGACCCCCAAUGUCUGAAGUUGUGCAAGCACUGGUUCGGUUAAUGCAAAGAGCAAGUGUGGUCAAAAGGCGAUCCAGUGAUGAAUCAGCUUUCACAUACAAGACUCCGGAUCAUGAGACGGUUGACAUGCCAUAGAUAAAACAUACACGACGAAGCAGCCUUUGCAAUUUUGUAAGUAACUUCUGUGAAGGUCAAGAGUAACUGUGGCAGAUGAAACUGGGAGGUGUCAAUACCAGGGACAUUAAAUAUGUAAUUAUUUUUCACAUCUUCGUCGUUUAAAAAAAAAAAAGAAGCUUUUUUGCAUCCCAAUUUGAGGUACAUAAUUCACUGACAAUGUCCUCCAGAGUAUAUUUACAAACCAUCUUGGGAUACUGGAUACAUUUUAUUGUCAAUAAGAACAUUGCUACACAUUAUAAUUC